This is a messenger RNA of Microdochium trichocladiopsis, 726 nucleotides long. RefSeq names its product Alpha/Beta hydrolase protein. Bases 1 to 726 code for a protein of 241 amino acids. The record is from RefSeq and is a predicted model, not a curated record. Lineage: Eukaryota; Fungi; Ascomycota; Sordariomycetes; Xylariales; Microdochiaceae. The transcript has a single exon.
AUGGCUUCCUCGGCCCCAGACGCCAUACUGAUUCUCGUACAUGGCGGAGCCCUAUCUGGGCGCAUGUACAAGGACAUGGCUCCUCUGCUCUCAGCACGGGGCUACGAAGUGAUCUGCCCCGACCUGCCUGGUCACGGUGAGCGCGCAGCACAAACUGGGCCCUUCACGUUUCUGAAAUCGACUGCCCUGCUUAAGACCAUCGCUGAGGAGAUCAAGCACAAAAGCGCAUCUGAGAAGACCGAACGGCCGGUUGUGCUUGUUGGGGUGUCCCUGGGUGGACAGGCUGUGUUGCACUUCCUCACCACGUAUCCCAAUCUCGUCGACGCCGCGGUGGUCUCUGGUGUCUCUCUCCACCCGCCCAGCGAUGACGCAUCAUGGGAGAUGCCACACAUGCCCAGCCCCGACGAUAUGGGAUGGAUGGAGAUCAUCAUGGGAGAUGUCGAGAGGAUGGGCAUGGAGGCCGCCUCGGCUGUGCAGGCUGAGAGCUUCGGGUUUUCGCUGCAGCUGGACGAGUCGCGUGGCAAGAUCCCGCCCGUGUUGGUGGUUGUUGGGGAACACGACGUUGCGAUGGCUCGCAGGGACUUCGCAGAGUUAUUCCGGGCUCUGGUUGCGAGAAACGCCUCGUGUGAGAAGGUCAUCUUGGAAAAUGCGUGGCACAAUCAUCCCAUCGACGUGCCGGGGAUGUUUUCGGAUAUUGCCCACAAUUGGCUCACCAAGUUCAUGUGA